Capsaspora owczarzaki ATCC 30864 is the source of this 618-nucleotide messenger RNA. RefSeq lists its product as hypothetical. The record is from RefSeq and is a predicted model, not a curated record. The transcript has 3 exons. The coding region runs from base 1 to 426 and encodes 141 amino acids. Lineage: Eukaryota; Filasterea; Ministeriida; Capsasporidae.
AUGCCGCCAACGCCGCCGCAUGCCGCCAACGUCGCCGCCACCUCCAGUGCAGUGCAGCUCCGCAUCCGUUGCUGCCCAGUCAUUCCCGAACCCCUGGAAGAGGCUGCAGCAUGCCUUGUCACUGCACAACUGCUCCACGACCCACGAUUAGCAGGUUUGUCAAUUACAACCACCGCACAAACGUUUGACAUGGCAACUUUGGAAGAAAUCAAAGCUCUCUUCGAGGAGCAGAAGACAAACUUGACCCAGCAGAUCGAGAGCCUCAGGACUGAUGUCAGCAAGAAGCUCGAUGAUGUCGACGCCAAAACCAGCUUUAUGGUCGAAGCCCGCAUGCGUGCCUCGCUAGCCAAGAGGUUUGGCGAAGAUUACGCCUGCCAGCAAUUUGUCGAGCCUCGUUGCGGAACAAUCACCGCACGAUGGGAGUGACGUUCCGCUGCAAACCGCAAGCACCAAGGAUAUCGACGGAAGAAGUUGCCAAACCCGCCACGAGCUGGCCAUGUUUCAACAAAGUGUGAAACUAUGAAGGCACAGGACUGGGCUAUGCACACGCAAACUGCGACAGUGCUUGAGCGGCAAUUUUGUUGUUCUUUGACACGCGAUGUUGUAGCCUGUUGAAUA